This is a messenger RNA of Nerophis ophidion (straightnose pipefish), 2632 nucleotides long. RefSeq names its product multidrug and toxin extrusion protein 1-like. The transcript has 16 exons. Gene Ontology annotation, molecular function: xenobiotic transmembrane transporter activity; antiporter activity. Gene Ontology annotation, cellular component: membrane. Bases 166 to 1854 code for a protein of 562 amino acids. Gene Ontology annotation, biological process: xenobiotic detoxification by transmembrane export across the plasma membrane. The record is from RefSeq and is a predicted model, not a curated record. Lineage: Eukaryota; Metazoa; Chordata; Actinopteri; Syngnathiformes; Syngnathidae.
AGAUCACAUGUUAGCAAUGUGACACACCUGAGAAACGUCACGCUCGUUUACUCAGCUGGUCACUCAGUGGCCUCUGAUUCAUUUUUUGCACCAGCUUCCUUGGCAGGGGUAGAUACGUUAUUGAUUAGCAGCCAGGUAAUAGGUUAUGGAUUAGGAGCCUGGGACAUGACACAUGAUGGAGCUUGUGCCAGCGUUCAUUCCGCCAUGGAGGGCCGAGCCGCUUGUCCGACGUCCGGCGAGGAGUCCGGGGGCGAGGUGAGCUGCUGCGCCAGGCUGCGGGUAUCCGAACGCUACAAGACGGAAACGCUGCUCUUGUUGAGGCUUGCUGGUCCCAUGUUUAUUUCUCAGCUGAUGAGCUUCCUGAUCGGCUUCGUCAGUUUGGUGUUCUGCGGUCACUUGGGAAAAACCGAGCUGGCCGGGGUAGCGUUAGCCAUAGCGGUGAUCAAUGUGUCAGGUAUCUCCAUUGGCAGCGGUCUGGCGUCCGCCUGUGACACCCUCAUAUCUCAGACGUACGGCAGCGGCAACCUGAAGCGCGUGGGCGUGAUUCUUCAGAGGGGGGUCCUGAUUCUGCUGCUGGCCUGCUUCCCCUGCUGGGCCGUCCUCGUUAACACUCAGCCCCUCCUGCUCGCCGUCGGUCAGAAUGCAGACGUCGCCAGCCUGUCCCAGCUCUACGUGAAGAUCUUCAUGCCGGCUCUGCCAGCCACCUUCAUGUACCAGCUGCAGGCGAGGUAUCUUCAGAAUCAGGGCAUCAUUUGGCCCCAGGUGAUAACCGGCGCCAUCGGGAACAUAUUCAAUGCAAUCAUCAACUACAUCUUGCUGAAGGUUUUGGACCUCGGGGUGGCUGGCUCAGCUGCAGCUAACGUCAUCUCUCAGAUGUCCUUGGCUGUGUUUCUGUUCGUCUACAUGAUGGCCAGAGGUCUUCACAAAGCCACGUGGGACGGCUGGACGUCAGAGUGCCUGCAGGAGUGGGGUCCCUUCCUGCGUCUGGCCAUCCCCAGCAUGCUGAUGACGUGCUUGGAGUGGUGGCUCUACGAGAUCGCCGGCUUCCUGUCGGGUUUGAUUAGCGAGGUGGAGCUGGGGGCCGAGUCCGUCGUGUACCAGACGGCCGUCCUGGUCUUCAUGUUCCCGUUGGGCUUCUCGGUAGCCGGCAGCGUCCGUGUGGGAAACUGUCUCGGCGGCGGGAACACCGAGCAAGCCAAGCUGUCCGGCAAGGUCGCCGUCUUGUGUGCAUUCAUCGCCUCGUGCUUCAUCGGAGCCUUCCUCGCCGUGUCUCGGAAUGUCAUCGCUUACGUUUUCACCACAGACAAGGACAUCGUGGCGAGGGUGGCGGACGUCAUUUUGUUGUACAGCGUCAUCCACGUGGCCGACGCCUUCGCGGCGGUGACGGGAGGUAUAGUCAGGGGGGCCGGCAAGCAAGCGGUGGGAGCGGUGUGCAGUUUGGUGGGUUACUACGUGGUGGGCUUCCCCAUCGGAGUGUCGCUGAUGUUCCCCUUCAACAUGGGCAUCAUGGGACUUUGGACCGGGUUCCUCAUCUGUGUGGUGAUGCAGGCGCUCUUCUUCGCACAUCUUUUGUGCCGACUCAACUGGAAGAAGGCCACAGUGGAGGCGUUGAAACGAGCUGGAGUCCAGGUCCAAGAAACCGGCAAGAUCUUCGCCAUAGAAAACCAAGCAUGUGACCAGGAGCACAGUCCUUCCAGUCCCACAGAAUCCAGGUCGGCCGAGCCAGACUCCUCGGCCUUGUCCUCCAGCCAACUGGCGUUACGACGUGGACUCACGGUGCUCGCCAUGGUCGCCCUCCUCGUUGCCAGUGUCUUCGUCAGCGAGCUGCUCGUGGACCUCCAGUUGGCCGAGUGACGGUGAGGGGACAAGAUCACAAAAAGCGUUGAUGGACUGUGUCUCAAAAGAAACACACUUCACUCCAGUAAGUGCACACUUAGGUCCUCAGUGUGUAAACUUUGACAGAAUUACUGUCCUAAAUCUUUGUAUUUACAGUUGUUUUUUUUUUCUUUUUCAUCGUAGCCACCAGUUUAAAUGCACUUUUCAGGCGUUUUUCAAUACUAAGUUUGAACAUGUGUGCACUAAAAAGACGAAGUGUACUUAAAAAAUGCCAUCAUUGAGGUACUGCAUGUACUCGCUGAUCAUGUUCUGCCCCCUGCUGACCGAAAAGGCAUAUGACAUGUUCAAAAGUGCUUAAAUAAGUGACUUGACGAUAUAUUUUUAAUCUAAUACACAAAUGUAACUUCAUAUGAGAUUGGAUAAUAUUUUAUAAGAUUUGAAAUAGAAGUUUCACUAAAUGAAAUGGACAGCUUCUGAGCCAGAAUGUACACUUUUUACUAAAAGUAAUGACAUUCAGAUAUUUACAGUAUUUUAAACAAAAAUAUUGUUAUAUACUUGUUAUAAAAAUAAAAAUAUAUUUUUUAUGUAUAAUAUAGUCAAUCAUUAUAUAUACAUAUUAUACAAAUACAAAACAUUUCUUUCAUAUACAUAAUGUAGUAAUUUUAUAUGUUGUAUAUACAAAAACAUUUUUUAUGUAUACAAAUAAUUUCAUAUUUUAUAUACAUUUUAUAUAAAUGCAAAAAUAUAAAUUUUAUACCCAUAAUGUAGUAAAUAUUACAUACAUAUGUAAAUACAG